AUGCCUUCGAAGGUAAAGGGUGGACAUGUAUAUCAUGCUAUGCAGGAGCCUGAAAUGGCUGAGGGUAGUCAGUGGGAAACUCAGGAUGUGGAUGAUCCCGAUGUGACUCAGACAUUUAUCUUGGAGUCACAGCUUUUUGAGGAGCAGGAAGAUGAGGAUUCAAAUAGCAAGCAUGAUGAACCUGAGGCAGUGAAGACUCCAGAGCGGAAGGACAAGUGCAAGUAUUCGGUGAUCAUUUCUCCAUUUUCAGCAUCAACAUCUCAGGCUCCUCCUGCAUCAAAGCGCAAUCGAUUAACUGGCUCAACUGCAUUUCAUGGGAUAUGUGAAGAGCUGUCACUGUUCAAUGACAGUUUUUGGUAUGGUUUACAGCAGUUGCAGCCCACCACAGAGGGAUCUCCCAUUUGCAAGACUCGUGUCAUUGAGCGAGCACAGGAGUUGGAGACUGAUUUGGAUGAUGAUGAAUUGGUGGAUCUUCUGAUGAUAUUUGAAAAGGAUCAUGCUGCUGCUGAUGCUUAUAUGGUCAUAAAAUCUGACACUCUUCAGAAAUGUUGGGUUGAGAAGAAACUUGAAAGGGAUUAA
Messenger RNA from Laetiporus sulphureus 93-53, 579 nucleotides. RefSeq lists its product as uncharacterized. Lineage: Eukaryota; Fungi; Basidiomycota; Agaricomycetes; Polyporales; Laetiporaceae. The record is from RefSeq and is a predicted model, not a curated record. Bases 1 to 579 code for a protein of 192 amino acids. The transcript is spliced from 2 exons.